This is a messenger RNA of Gymnodraco acuticeps, 1803 nucleotides long. RefSeq names its product caspase-8-like. The record is from RefSeq and is a predicted model, not a curated record. Gene Ontology annotation, biological process: negative regulation of extrinsic apoptotic signaling pathway via death domain receptors; proteolysis. The transcript has 6 exons. NCBI's taxonomy places the organism in Eukaryota, Metazoa, Chordata, Actinopteri, Perciformes, Bathydraconidae. Gene Ontology annotation, molecular function: cysteine-type endopeptidase activity. The coding region runs from base 233 to 1399 and encodes 388 amino acids.
CUAACUAACUGAUCGGCUAUUGUCACUACCUCUCUAUCACGGCACACAGUACUGAUAAUCUUCCACUAGAUGGUGGGCUAGCACCACACACACAUGCAUGUCCAUUGUCUGCACAUCCUAUUCUAGCCUGCUUACCUAGAAGACAUGGGAAAUAUAAAGGAUUUCCGAGUUUUGAAAACGAAAGCAGACCUGCUACUUUUCUCACGGGCACGACGAAGAGACACGAUUCAGCAUGGCAGCCAACGACAUUUUGAGAAGUAAUAAGACAUCCAUUCUGGAAACGUUGUGUGCAGACUACAGGCUAAUCCUCAACAAAGCUGAUCAGAAGAAGUUGAUAACUCGACGUGAGUACACAAAUUUGAAAAGCAUCAACAAACUAGAUGAAGAGGGCCACGUUGUGGAGUUGGUGGAUAAGAUCAUGAACAAAGGAGAGGAGGCCUGCUUAGCCUUCCUGAACCUCCUGCAAACUGAUGAGGAUAUCCAGAAUACUUACCCUGAGCUGAAGAACAUACUGAAUAACGAACACUGCCUCUUACCAUACCCGGUUCAGGCUUGUUCAGUUGACAACACCGAUAAUCAGCCACAAAGGCGAAAGGAGGACGGGCAGUAUGAGUUGAACAGCCAGCCCACCGGCCUCUGCCUGAUCAUAAACAACGUACAUUUCAGGGAUGGUGGAGUGAGACAUGGAACCGAUAAAGAUGCUGAAAGCUUGGCAAAGGUGUUCAGCUGGCUGAGGUUCAGAGUGCUGAUGUGUGAAGACCAAACCAAGGACCAGAUGGAGCGAGCGCUGGUAUGCUUUGCUUCUCAGUGCAACUUCUCUCAGCUGCAGGAGUUCAAUGUCAAGGAGUGGACUUGCAGCGGAUUCACCAAUCUUCAAGAGGCUCCUCGGCAUGGCGAUGCCUUCAUCUGCUGUGUUCUGAGUCACGGAAACAAGGGUGUCGUAUUGGGGAUUGAUGGGCAGCCCCUCCCUAUCAAACAAAUAACGACAACCUUCAUGGCAACUCCUCAAUCUCCCCUCACUGCCAAGCCCAAAGUGUUCCUGAUCCAGGCCUGCCAGGGACGGCAGAUACAUCCUGGGGUGUUAUUAAAAGGUCUGCAGGCUGAUGACUCUCACUCGACAUCCAUCCCUCAGGAAGCAGAUUUUCUAGUUCAUAGUGCCACUGUUGAAGAUUAUAAUGCUAUACGAAGCAAAACGGAGGGGAGCUGGUUCAUCCAAUCUGUCUGUAACCAGCUAAAAGUAGGCUGUCUGAGGAACGAAGAACUUGAAAUUAUCCUCCGUCGGGUGAACAAUGAAGUAGCCGGGAAAGAGGGCGGUGCGAUGCCUAGUGCAGUAAAGCAGAUGCCCGAAAUUAGGCACACCCUGAGGAAGGGUCUUGUGUUGACUCCAAAUCGCAACUGAAGCUUCAUCGCCAAAAAUAAUGCAAACACACUAUACACAAUGAAUGAAUGAAAACUUUAUUACAGAGUCAGGGUCCAGAUAAAAGACAAUACAUUACAUAGAUAAAAUACAAGGCAUUACACAUAAUAAAUUACAUACACAGCAUAAAAAAAAAAUUUAAAUCAGGAAAUGUAAUACAUUUAUCCUCUUUGGUUCUAAAGAUCAUGACAGCACUCUUACUGGCGUUGUAUUUGAUGUCAUGUUCCACACCAUACACAAUGUCUUAGUGUGGCGUUUUCUUAAAAUGCAUUCUAUCUUUUUUAUUUUUCUUAAUCUCUAUUUUUCUAAUCAUCACUUUGAAUAAUUGUAUUUUAUAUUGUCACAGAUUUUGGUUGCAGAAUAAAUCUGUUUUUAUACCCAAAGAA